AACGUAAAGACUUUGUCUCCCAACCAUGAAGGCCAGAUACAACAGGAGAGGACAUAUGGAGAAUGUCGUUUUUAAUCAGCACAUCAAGCUGAAAGAUUUGAAAGAGAAAGCUCGACACUUGGAAAACCAAUACAUCCGCAAAGAAAACAUCCCGCCACACCCUCAACCGGAGUUUCAUGUGAGUCAUGUGAGACACGACACAGACAAAGCUGGAUUGCGGGGCAUCAAGAGGGAUCGCGGCUUCAAGAACCCGUUCGAACGCUCUCUGCUGUGGUGGAGUCUGGUUGUUGGACCUGAUGAGAUUAGGUCAGCUGAGAGGAGGCUCCUGGAGACCACCUACCCAGACCGGACGGAGGAGCAGGCCCAGAGGCAGCAGAGCUUCCUGGAGGAGUUUGCCACCUCUCCGGCCUUCAACAAGACCUCCAGGCUGGGCUCGUACCGCUUCACAUUCCCCCUGAAGGAGCUGCUGACGGCCUACAGCGAGCAGUUUUGCCAAGGCGCUCCGCCCGUCAUGCGGGUGUUAAGGACCGUCCUGUACAAACUGGAAGUGAUGUACGUUGUGGUGGUCAACAGUCCGGCCAAUCAGAAGGAGUUCUCAGACUGUCCUUUGCUGACUGACGACGACCCAAACGCUGUCUGCACUUACAAGGAUAGCCGCUUCAUCUGGAGGGCUGAGGCCAUGUGUGAGACACACAGCUAUAAGUUGGUCCAGAGACCUGAAGAAAAGCAGAUGGGAGCACAGCCUGUGGGGUAUAACCCUCAGUUUUAUGUGUGGGAUCAUGUCGCUGUCGCCCUGCAUGUGAAGAAUAAGGUGCUGAACUUUGAUCCCAUCCGACUGAGAGAGAACCUCAAGUUCUGCCGUGCAGAAAAGCCUGGAUUGAUACGUGGUGUCAGAUUUGAAGACUUCUCACAAGCUGAAGAAAAUGUUAAAGGAUUGUGGCCUGACGAUCCCGCACCACUGGAGAAGGAUGAAUAAAUGAAUUAAUUUUUAAAAUUCUAAAAAUAAUUUAUUUUAAAUUAUAAUUAUAAAUUAUUUUUUAUUUAUUUAUUUUCCUGCUCUAUGUGGAUGCACACGAUGCCAUUAUUUAUAUUUUAUUUUAAUUAUAAUGUUUGUUUGACGAACUGCAGAGGUGUGGACUCGAGUCCUCAUUAUUUAAAAUUAUUAAAUCAUAAUACAGGAAGGUGUGAAUUUUGUAAUCAAGAAGAAACAUUAGAACACGUUGUGCUUUACUGUCUAUUGAAUCUGGAUGAAAUAAAGUUGGGAUAUGAUUUACGUGAUCUCUUA
Molecule: messenger RNA, 1285 nt
Organism: Sebastes umbrosus (honeycomb rockfish)
Lineage: Eukaryota; Metazoa; Chordata; Actinopteri; Perciformes; Sebastidae
Exons: 4
Coding region: 26-976 (316 amino acids)
Source: RefSeq, a predicted model, not a curated record